Antrostomus carolinensis (chuck-will's-widow) is the source of this 711-nucleotide messenger RNA. RefSeq names its product dynein heavy chain 5, axonemal-like. Gene Ontology annotation, cellular component: dynein complex. Gene Ontology annotation, biological process: microtubule-based movement. The annotation marks the transcript as partial. The record is from RefSeq and is a predicted model, not a curated record. The transcript is spliced from 4 exons. Gene Ontology annotation, molecular function: dynein light intermediate chain binding; dynein intermediate chain binding. NCBI's taxonomy places the organism in Eukaryota, Metazoa, Chordata, Aves, Caprimulgiformes, Caprimulgidae.
GUGAAAGAGAAGCUAAAGAACAUGGGACCUUUUCAGCCUAUGAACAUAUUUUUGCGACAAGAGAUUGAACGAAUGCAGAGAGUUAUUUCUUUAGUGAGAAGCACUCUGACUGAUCUAAAACUCGCUAUUGAUGGGACUAUUGUUAUGAGUGAAAAUCUGAGGGAUGCUUUAGACUGCAUGUAUGAUGGAAGGAUUCCUGCUAGCUGGAAAAAAGCAUCUUGGGCUUCCAGUACACUUGGUUUCUGGUUUACUGAGCUUCUAGAAAGAAACCACCAAUUUUACAAUUGGAUUUUUGAAAGCCGACCAAACUGCUUCUGGAUGACAGGGUUUUUUAAUCCUCAAGGAUUUUUAACUGCAAUGAGGCAGGAAAUAACAAGGGCUAACAAAGGAUGGGCUCUUGACAGUGUAGUGCUGUGCAAUGAGGUCACUAAAUGGAUGAAGGAUGAUAUCAAAAGCCCUCCUUUGGAAGGUGUCUAUGUGUAUGGGCUGUAUUUGGAAGGAGCAGGUUGGGACAGAAGAAACAUGAGGCUGACGGAAUCUAAGCCCAAGGUGGUCUUUGAGAUGAUGCCAGUUAUAAGGAUAUAUGCAGAGAAUAACAAUUCAAAGGAUCCACGUCUGUAUUCAUGUCCAGUCUACAAAAAGACCAUUCGAACACAUAUGAAUUACAUUACUGCUUUGGAUCUUAAAACCCUUCAGCCACCAGAGCACUGG